Messenger RNA from Phanerochaete carnosa HHB-10118-sp, 1230 nucleotides. RefSeq lists its product as uncharacterized. The transcript has 3 exons. NCBI's taxonomy places the organism in Eukaryota, Fungi, Basidiomycota, Agaricomycetes, Polyporales, Phanerochaetaceae. The record is from RefSeq and is a predicted model, not a curated record. The coding region runs from base 258 to 1109 and encodes 283 amino acids. Gene Ontology annotation, molecular function: phosphoadenylyl-sulfate reductase (thioredoxin) activity. Gene Ontology annotation, cellular component: cytoplasm.
CCAGUCAUUUGUGUAGUCUCGUGCCUUCAAAUGGAAAAUUGGUGGGAAUACCCCCGCUGAAUCAGGCGUUGUGCGCGAACCGAUGGUGUCAGCAUGGUGCAAAGACGGUGCAACCAAGGCAAGGAAUCUGAUCUGCUCGACUUGCCUCCGACUUAUAUACACAAUGUGGCUUUUGCUUGUUAACUAACGGCACUUCGACGCUGCAAACCCUCCGGGCGAGCAUACUUUAUAUCCUACCGAACGCUAACUUCUGCAUCAUGGCCGUUGAGACUCUCUCGCCGACUUUCGACAAGCCUCUGAAGCUCCCCCUCUCACAAGAGGAGCUCGACUGCAUCAACGACUACCUUCGCCCUCUUGUGCCAGAGGAUAUACUACGAUGGGCUAUCGAGCACGUCCCUGGUCUCUAUCAAACCACCGCGUUCGGCCUCACUGGCCUCGUGGCCAUCGACAUGCUCUCGAAGAUCACGCCCAACCCUCCGCCUCUCAUCUUCAUCGACACCCUGUACCACUUCCAGGAGACGUAUGAGCUGGUGGAGGACGUUAGGAAGAAGUACAACUGUCCCCUCCACGUUUACAAGCCCGAUGGGUGCGAGACAGUGCAGGACUUUGAGAAAAAGUUUGGGGAGAAGCUUUGGGAGCGGGACGAAGAGCUUUACGACUUCUCAGUAAAAGUCGAACCAGCUCGUCGUGCGUACGAAGAGCUUGACGUGAGGGCCGUUAUUACUGGCCGCCGCGCCUCACAAGGAGGCGACCGUGCAAACCUGCAGCCCCUCGAGAUAGACGGUACAGGACUUCUCAAACUUAAUCCGCUGUUCGAGUGGAACUUUCACCUCGUGGAGUGGUACAUAAAGGAAAAUAAUGUCCCACGAAACAAGCUACUCGACCAGGGCUACCGCAGCGUCGGCGACUGGCACAGUACGGUGAAGAGCAGCGAAGGCGACGCAGGAGAGCGCGCUGGACGAUGGGCGAAUAAGGCAGAGAAGACUGAAUGCGGUCUGCACAAGGACUACUUCACAAUGAAGGCAGCGGCAGAGAAAAAGUUGAAGGAGCAACGGGAGCAACAGCAGAAUGAUAGUCUGUCAACUGCGACGGAAGUCGCUGCCGCAUGAGUCAAAUGUGUCUCGAGAUGUGUAUCGUCAGUGUCAUGCCCUUAGCUCCGGUCUUUUCUUCUCGCCAUUGUAUAUAGAUAUGUUCUUCCACUGUCUAUCUGGAUUUCCGCCGUGUUCCCGA